AUGGAAGCAGCGGCUGAACGUCGCAUUAAAGCUCUGCAAAGCCAUCUGAAUCCGUCCAACUGCGAUGAACCUUCAGUACUCCAUCCAAAUCCCACCUCCGGCGAGUUUGUUUCUGAGCAGGGGUAUAGUGUUGUGGUUCCAGAGAAACUGCAGACAGGGAAGUGGAACGUGUACAGAUCAGCUCGUUCUCCACUUAAGCUCAUCAGCAGAUUUGCUGAUAAACCAGAAAUUGCUACUUUGCAUGAUAAUUUAGUGCAGUCAGCCAAGUCUUUUUCAGAUCACAAGUAUCUUGGGACACGAGUUCGGGAUGAUGGAACGGUUGGAGAGUAUAGGUGGAUUACAUAUGGGGAGGCAAGUACUGCAAGGUCAGCAAUUGGUUCAGGCCUAGUUUGCUUCAAUACGUGCCAGGGUUCCUGUGUAGGGCUGUAUUUUAUCAACAGGCCAGAGUGGCAAAUUGUUGAUCAUGCCUGCUCUGCUUAUUCUUUCAUUUCGGUUCCUUUAUAUGAUACCCUAGGUCCAGAUGCAGUCAAAUAUAUCGUAAAUCAUGCAUCUAUACAAACCAUAUUUUGUAUGCCACAAACACUUGAUACUUUACUCAGGUUCUUAUCAGAGAUUCCGUCAGUUCGACUAAUUGUGGUGGUCGGUGGUGUUGAUAAUCGAAUACCAACAUUACCAUCAACAACUGCAGUAGAGGUCGUGUCAUAUUCAAAGUUACUUAGCCAGGGCCUUGCCAGUCUUCAUCCUUUUUGUCCGCCUAACCCUGAUGACAUCGCUACAAUCAUGUAUACAAGUGGUACGACAGGUACACCAAAGGGUGUUGUAUUGACCCAUGCAAACUUGAUUGCGAAUGCUGCUGGUGCAACCUAUGGUGCUGUCUUAUAUCCUUCAGAUGUUUACAUAUCAUAUCUUCCUCUGGCACACAUAUACGAACGGGCUAACCAAAUUCUAGUAGUAUAUUAUGGGGGAGCGUCGGGCUUCUAUCAAGGAGACCAUUUAAAGUUGCUGGAGGAUAUGGCUGUCCUUAAACCCACUAUUUUUUGCAGUGUUCCUCGGCUAUACAAUAAAAUAUAUGCAGGCAUCAUGAAUGCGGUAAAGUCGUCUGGUGUCUUGAGGCAGAGGCUAUUUUAUGCUGCAUACAAUGCUAAAAAGCAAGCAAUAUUCAGCGGGAAAAAGUCACCCCCAAUGUGGGACAGGUUAGUAUUCAACAGAAUAAAGGCAAUGCUGGGAGGUAGGGUUCGUUCCAUGGUUUCAGGGGCCUCACCCUUGUCUCCAGAUGUCAUGGACUUUUUGCGGGUGUGCUUCGGUUGUCAGGUAGUAGAAGGAUACGGAAUGACUGAGACUUCUUGUGUUUUAACCAUUAUGGAUGAGCAGGAUAUCCUGUCUGGGCAUGUUGGCGCCCCUAAUGCUGCAUGUGAAAUAAAGCUUGUAGAUGUUCCAGAAAUGAACUAUACAACUGAGGAUCAGCCAUAUCCACGUGGUGAAAUCUGCGUAAGGGGCCCGAUUGUGUUCCGAGGCUAUUAUAAAGAUGAAGCGCAGACAAGAGAAACCAUCGACGAAGAUGGUUGGCUUCACACAGGAGAUAUUGGAUUAUGGCUACCUGGGGGUCGGUUGAGGAUAAUUGAUAGGAAGAAGAACAUAUUCAAGUUGGCACAAGGAGAAUACAUAGCUCCUGAGAAAAUUGAGAAUGUGUAUGCAACAAGCAAGUUUGUUGCGCAGAUUUUCGUGUAUGGUGACAGCCUGAACUCGGCUUUGGUUGCAAUAGUCUCAGUAGAGCAGGAAAUGUUGAAAGCAUGGGCGGCAGCUCAAGGCAUCAAGUGUGACGACCUACAACAGCUUUGUACUGAUCAAAGAGCGAGGUCUGCAGUCCUGGCUGAUAUGGAUGCUGUGGGAAGGGCAGCUCAGCUGAGAGGUUUUGAGUUUGCAAAAGCUGUGACUUUGGUACUUGAACCAUUCACUCUAGAGAAUGGUCUGCUCACGCCCACAUUCAAGAUCAAGAGACCACAGGCAAAAGCAUACUUUGCGAAAGCAAUAGCUGACAUGUAUGCUGAACUUUCAGCUUCUGAUUCCUCUUCCCAGAAGAUGAAAUUGUGAGAGGUAGAGAACUGAGAGAACUCAAAUCAAGUCAAAAAGCUAUUUUUUUGGGGGCCCUGACAUGGGCUCCAACUUGAAAUAUGUAUAUAGACACAUGCAUCUAUGCUUGUCAUCAAUUGGAUAAAUUUUUCACCAGAAUAUUGUUGCUUUUCAGUUAAUAAAUAUA
Messenger RNA from Coffea eugenioides, 2257 nucleotides. RefSeq names its product long chain acyl-CoA synthetase 6, peroxisomal-like. Gene Ontology annotation, biological process: fatty acid metabolic process. Bases 1 to 2091 code for a protein of 696 amino acids. The record is from RefSeq and is a predicted model, not a curated record. Gene Ontology annotation, molecular function: long-chain fatty acid-CoA ligase activity. Lineage: Eukaryota; Viridiplantae; Streptophyta; Magnoliopsida; Gentianales; Rubiaceae. The transcript has 23 exons. Gene Ontology annotation, cellular component: endoplasmic reticulum; membrane.